AUGAUUGAUUUAGAUGCAAAGGUCACACCUCUAGAGGAAGUAGAGGUAGUUAAGGAGUUCCUAGACGUCUUUCUAGAUGAUCUGACCCAGCUACCACCUGACAGGGAGCUGAAAUUUGCUAUAGAUCUGAUCCCUAGAGCUACCCCGAUGUCAAAGGCUUCAUACAGAAUGACACCAGUAGAAUUGAAAGAGUUGCAAUAUCACCCAGGGAAGGCCAAUAUAAUGGCUAAUGCAUUAAGCUGGAAGGCUGAAACUGUGUCACUUUCCUAUCUAGCUGUCAGCCCAGAGCUCGUACAGGAGGUGAUGUUAAUAGAUGAAAUCCUCUUGUAUGAGGGAGCGACCUUAGAAUUAGAACACCAGGCAAAAGAUGUUCAACAAUUGACUGUGUCCUUGGCGGCUCUACAGGUGGAGAAAGGGUUGAAAGGUCUGGAGGUUCAGUGGCAAACGACUGUGGUUUCCACUGGAAUUGUUGCCGCAGCAGCGGGUUUACCAUAUCUCUGCUACACCAGGCGCGAAGGUAGGGAGAAAAAGAGGAAAAAAAGAUUCUCUGAUUUUUUUGCUGGGUUAAAGGUGAGGGUUUCAUGUUUUGAUGACUCUGAUUUUGCUGGGUUAAAGAAAUGUGCUACGAAGGGUGGACCAGAAUUCUUCUUCAUUGUAAACAUACAGGUACCUGGUUCAACUACAUAUAGCCCUGCAUUGCAUUACAUGAUGAGCACUCCUAUAGAAGAAAGUCCCUUGCUUGAUAGCUUUAUCAAAGGAGACGAUUCAUAUAGGAACUCAAGGUUUAAGCUCAUACCAUACAUUUCCAAGCUUGGGAUCGACAUUGGCUCAUCCACAGUUGCAAGAGGUUUGGUUAGUCUUGUUCUUGGAUACCUAAACAAUCUGGUAAUAGAAAUGGCAUUUCUGAUACAGGUGAGACAACUGUGCCUUAAUACUGUGACAAAGAAAUUCGUUGGUUCUUCAUUUUGGUGCAAUGAAGUUCAGGCUAAUUAAGAGAGGUGGAAUUGCAAAAGAUGACACUUCAAUGUGGACAACAACAAAUGUAGUUUUUUUUUUUUUUUUUUUUU
Macadamia integrifolia is the source of this 1067-nucleotide messenger RNA. RefSeq lists its product as uncharacterized. The record is from RefSeq and is a predicted model, not a curated record. NCBI's taxonomy places the organism in Eukaryota, Viridiplantae, Streptophyta, Magnoliopsida, Proteales, Proteaceae. The transcript has 8 exons. The coding region runs from base 1 to 993 and encodes 330 amino acids.